AUGGGGCAAAGAAAUAUGCAUAUGGUGGAGCUGGAACCAGAUAGGCGGGGUCAAGACUAUAUCCAUCCAGAACCUUGCAUCUUUUAUGGUGCCAUGACAAAUUUUCCUCAGCCUAGUUUGCAUGCAGUUGUACCCGGUCCAGUAAAUGCUGGUAACUUCAAUCUGCACCAUCUACCAGAACAUCAUGACGGUAGUUUAUUCUAUAAUCUGCCUCAAUAUAAUCAGUAUCCAGGCGCUAAUCUUGACCCAACCAUUGGUUCGUCAUCCAUUCCCUAUAAUCCCUACAUGGCUCCUCCAUGUGCCCCAAGAGAUUUUCCCAUUCAAGUUAGUCAUGGAACAAGUGAUCCAUUGUGCUACCCAAGUGGUCAUGUGAUGGUUGGAGUUCCUACAGACGGUUACGGAAGGGCCAAUCCGUAUUUGGAUAGUAUUAGAGGCUCAUUUAAGAGGAAGACUGCUGAAGGCCUUCCAAGGAAUGUCCAGCACUCUGAUGCUUUGGAAGGCUCUAGUUCUUCUGUUGCAACGGUAAGUGCUAGGCCGCUUGAAUCUGAUGCAACACCAACAGAUGCUGUGCCACCUGAAUUAAGAGGGAACGAGACAUCUUCUGUCACUGAGAGUGGGCCUAACAGAAGUUUGAGGAAUAGGUCCAAUGUCAUUGGUCCAGAAUCUGUUAUGGCGCGCAGCCCUAACCAUUCAGUUCAACCUAACUUUGUGGGUCAACCCUAUCCAGUACCUGGCACUCCUUGGUUAGGUGUGGAUAUCAAUUCCUUUCCCUGGAAUCAAGCAUCGACUUUACCAUAUAUUCAUGGUGGCAUGGAGGUUAGUAAUAUGGGUUUACAAGGUUAUCGAGUAGCAGGUAGUUCCGGUAAUUUUCUCAUUCCUCAAGGACGCCCCAGUUUUCAUCAUCAGCCACCACAUGUGCAAGGAUUAGGCCAUAACAUGAACUUUGGUUCACAAAUGGUAACUGUUCCCCGUAGAUUUCCCCCAAAUAGCAAUGUUGUAGGUCCCUUCCAGGGUGUCAUGGAGACAGGAGCUAGAUAUCUGGGACCUGUUCCACCCACUGGCUUCAGAGUUUACAGGCCUCCUCGAAGAGAAGUUUCUGCAGAGGCAAAUCCUAGGCAACGUAAUCUCCAGCACCUAAGAGUGUUGCCGGAAGAUGGAGUUGCCAUUUUAGAGGUUCCUGGUUACCAGGAAGCUGGGGAUUCCAUGGAUCAGCACAGAGAAAUGCGCUUGGAUAUAGAUGAAAUGUCCUAUGAGGAACUUCUCGCAUUGGGAGAACAGAUUGGCCAUGUUGUUACUGGCUUAUCAGAAGAAGCCAUUGCAGCCAAUAUGAAAAAGAGAUUAUUUACUUCUUCAUCAACUUGUUCCAACGUGGACGAGGCAUUAAGUGAAAGUCGUGAAGUUGAUUUCUGUGUCGUAUGCCAGAAUGAUUACAAGGUUGAGGAGGAGAUUGGAACUCUUGAAUGUGGUCAUGAGUAUCAUGUAGAUUGCAUAAAGCAGUGGCUGGUUGUCAAGAAUACUUGCCCUAUCUGCAAAUCCACAGCAUUGACCGGCGAGGGAAACGGAAAAGGAAAGGGAAAGGAUUCAGAAUGUUAG
Molecule: messenger RNA, 1593 nt
Organism: Oldenlandia corymbosa var. corymbosa
Lineage: Eukaryota; Viridiplantae; Streptophyta; Magnoliopsida; Gentianales; Rubiaceae
Source: the annotation of a GenBank genome assembly